CAGCUUCUGAUGGUGGUUGUGAGUUUGAGGCUAAAUACCAUGAGCCAGCCUCUAUCACAGCGCACUUGCUAAGGCUACGUCAUGCCCACUACAGCUUCGAUUACCUUUUCUUGAAUCUGAAGCUGUAAUUUUAACGCGCAUCUGCGUAGCAUUGAGUUUCUCUACUUUGUUUAUGAAAACCAACUUUCAUAAGAAAUUUGCUUUCAUUUCUCACUCCUCCUAAUCCCUGAACCUUUCUUCUACAACCAGCUGUUCUCCUAACUCGACUCGCCCAAACACGCACUAUCUGCUCCAUUCAACGUUGUGGCUUGUUACCAACAUCUUGGGUUUUUCAAAAAUCUUUACUCCAAGGGACUAUUAAACUUCGACUACGCCCGAACCAGUUCUUGAAAGCAGCCAUGGCUUCUUUCAUUCGUUGGUACAACGCCAGGUUGGCUGCGCGUCCACUGCUCACUCAGAGCGUUACCACUGCAUUUCUCUUUGCUACAGGCGAUGUCACAGCUCAGCAGCUCGUUGAAAAGAAAGGCGUUGAGAAGCAUGAUCUAGUCCGAACAGGUCGAAUGGCUCUCUACGGUGGCUUUGUGUUCGGUCCUGUUGCUACAACAUGGUUCGCUUUCCUCGCACGCAGGGUCAACGUGCCGGGGAACAAGAAGGCAGAGGUCCUCACUCGGGUCGCCUGCGAUCAGCUUGGUUUUGCACCUGUCAUGAUAGGUGUAUUCCUUAGCAGCAUGGCCACAAUGGAGGGGAAGAGUGCACAGGAACGAAUCGACAAGGCUUGGUGGCCAGCCCUGAAGGCCAACUGGAUGCUCUGGCCUGCCGUCCAGGUCAUCAACUUCUCCCUCAUUCCCUUGCAAUACCGUCUGUUCUUUGCCAAUAUCAUAGCGAUUGGCUGGAACUCUUACCUGAGCUGGGUCAACUCCCAGUAAGAAGCACUCCAUGCUUCGCAGAUUGCCUGCCAGUUCUUUUCACAUAGAUAUAGAAGUGUUUCUGUAUUCACGAUGGAUUGAUGUUCCUUUCGAGAAUUAUAUGAAUUUGUUUCAUGGGUCGGGGAGUACAUGGUGAUGAGGAAAGAAAAACAAGCAGCAAUCUCACAGGAUCUGUAUCAUGUUUCGAUAGACACUGAACCUCUGUAUAAUAAGCCACUCAAACCAUAUGGCCAUUUGGCUUUCAUGAUAAACAUUGGGUCUCAUUCGAGUUAUCUUACGAGCACGAGGUGGGC
Molecule: messenger RNA, 1219 nt
Organism: Fusarium oxysporum Fo47
Lineage: Eukaryota; Fungi; Ascomycota; Sordariomycetes; Hypocreales; Nectriaceae
Product: Mpv17/PMP22 family protein
Exons: 3
Coding region: 399-926 (175 amino acids)
Cellular component (GO): cytoplasm; mitochondrion; membrane
Source: RefSeq, a predicted model, not a curated record